AAAACAGUCUCUUGAAGGCUGGACUUCACAUGAGCCGAUUCUUUUCCUCUGAUGAAUAAAUGUAAACACUGGACUUCAAUUAAUUCUUGUAGAAUACGCAAUUUAAUUUCAAAUUAAUUGUAUACUUUGUAAUUAUUUGUAAUGUGAAUAUUCCAAGGCGGGUAUCAAACUAUAACCAAGGCCCAUUUAUUAAUGGGAUUCCCUUGGAGGCAAACUAUAUUUUUCUUGGUCAUUGUAAUAGCUAUAUUACAGGUUAUUCACAUAUCACUGUUGAGCCGACUUGAAGCAUUGAAAAAUGAGCGACGAAAACGCAAUGCAGCUUUCAAAUUUGAUAAAAUUGGUCAUGACAAUCCACUCGUUUAUUCAAUUAAAGAGAUCGAAAAGGAUCGUAAACUGCUUUUGGAUGCCGUAAAGGAAAGUUCCGUUCUUGAUGCUUUCGGUGAAAUGCAUAUCAUUAAUAACUGGAUCAAAGCUGAAUCUCUGGGAAAUCGCAAUCAUAUUCGCAAGGAUAUUACUUUGGUCACACAGUCUUCUUUAUCAGAGCUUUACAAUUUGCUGACCAUUAUUCAUCGAUGGAAAGGCUUAAUUUCAGUGGGCUUGUUCACAUUGACCAGAGAGCUAUCCAUUGCAAUCGAAAUCAUUUUGUCACUACGAAAAUGUUAUCCUAUGAUAAGAUACAACACUAGUUUCCAUUUAGUCUAUCCUCUUCUUGUGCCUCUGCCAGAUCUAAAUACACACUAUGAUCUGAUUCGUCUUCUGCCAUCAGAACCUUCAGCGCCGUCACUUUCAUCAUCUUCACGAGCCGAGUCUAUCGAAGAAAAUAUUUGUGCUCAACUGCCAAAAAUCAUGACCGCUUUGAACCCUGGUACUCUUAACUAUGAAAAUGAAGGAAUUCCAUUUCCAAAUAAUUUACUUCGAAAUGUUGCCAGGAGAAAUAGUUUAACUCAAUUUGUUUUCGUUAUCGAUAUUGAUCUGGUCCCCAAUAAUAAUCUCAAUUAUGAUUUUAUUGAAUUUGCGAAGGAAAAUCGUUUAUUUGAAGAAGAAACCAAGGAUGAGAAAACCAUAUUUGUUGUGCCAUCAUACGAAAUCGAUUCUAGUCUUGUUCCUGAUCAUAUACCUAAAGAUAAAACUGAACUAAUGUUAGCAGUCAACUCAGGUUAUGUUCGGCCAUUUUAUUACGAGCUAUGCUGGAAGUGUCAAAAAUACACAGAUUAUGAAGCUUGGCAAAAGGAGCCAUUAUCACCAAAAUUAGACAUAUUAUUUGAGGUUUUCUGGCAUGAUCCCUGGGAACCGUUUUAUAUCUCUCGCAAUACUGUGCCAAUGUAUGAUGAAAGAUUUCGACAAUAUGGUUUCAAUAGAAUCAGUCAGGUUUGUGAACUUCAUAUGGCUGGAUAUCGAUUUUCAGUUUUGAAUAAUCCUUUUGUAAUUCAUAAAGGAAUGAAAAGGCCAGAUUCAUUUCACAAAGACAAAGAUUUGGAGCUGGAAAAAAAUCGUAUACUUUUUAGGCAUUUCAAAAAUGAACUCAAGGAUCGCUAUCGAACCUCGUCAAGGCGCUGUUAUUAAAUCAGUAAAAAAGCUUAUUUCAUCAUUCCCACUUUUUCCUGUGCCAUGUAAAUUGGAUUCACCAAAUGUUCAAACUUUCUUUUAUGGGCCAUAUCAAUAUUUCAUUUUGAGCAAUUUCAAAUUCCAUGAACAUAAUAAAUACCUGAUAUCAUGACUGCCUGCAUAUCAAUUUACUGAUUAAAUCACUAACUUUUUGCUUAAUAUCUUCAAGAAAUACGAAAUAUCAUUUAGAUUCACUUUUAUUGUUCGCAUUGUUGCAACAUGCCCUUCAACAUUCAUCUGUCAAAAUGUAAUUUAACUAACGAAAUACUCAUCGAGUGUCUAAUUAAUGUUUUUCCCCUUUACCGAUUGUUUUCGUCUUUUAUACUCCUAUUGUAACGAAUAUUUAUUUUUACCAAAUACAUUUCUAGAGUGUGCUAAUGAUCGCCCCAAUUUGCCAA
Messenger RNA from Tetranychus urticae (two-spotted spider mite), 2003 nucleotides. RefSeq names its product beta-1,4-glucuronyltransferase 1. Gene Ontology annotation, biological process: protein O-linked glycosylation via mannose. Gene Ontology annotation, molecular function: glucuronosyltransferase activity. Lineage: Eukaryota; Metazoa; Arthropoda; Arachnida; Trombidiformes; Tetranychidae. The record is from RefSeq and is a predicted model, not a curated record. Gene Ontology annotation, cellular component: Golgi apparatus.